UGGUGCAGCUGUCGCUUCUGCUUAAACUUGCCUGCGCCAUAAAAGUCAUAUCGCUAAUCCUCUCGGUGUCGUCUGCAGGUCAUAAAACCGAAGUGAUCCGAAUUGUAAGUUGACCAACUAUUUGCGUAUAAAAGACGCUGCCCGAGCUUCAGUUGUCACAUUCGUCCUGUGAUUUUGGCACGGCCUACAACUUACUUAAUCUGUGAAUUUGUGAACUCAAAUAUGAAAAUGAUGCGCGGUACUGAUGUAAGCAAACUGGUGAAGUCACUGAAGAGCACCUACAACCACGAGGAGAUCGCCCAGAUACUCGAGUGCGAUGUGGAUAGUGUGCGCAUCUGUAUGAAGGCCGAUGAACCGAAGAAUGACAAGGUUGGCAAGGUGCGACUGCGCACAAUGCCAAUGGAGCCAACUCGACGUGAAGUCGGACGACCCAAGGUGUUCGAGAACCGCAAACUGGUGGAGCAACUGCUCGCCGAGCAUCCACAGUACACAUCGAUUGAUGUGCAGCGUGAACUACUCAGUCGCCAUGGCAUCGAGGUCAGUCGUCGCACACUGCAGCGACGCAUCAGCGAAAUUAAAACAGCACAAUUUCAACUGAGGAAUGGCAGCUUGACUCCUGAGGUAAAACAGCGGCGUAUGGAAUGGGCACGUGCUCACGAGGAUUGGACGGUGCAGGAUUGGCGCAACAUCUUCAACAUGGAUGACUACAAAGUGCUCGAUGGCAAGACGCCCAAGGAAAUCUAUGUCGAUACUCUGGUGGGUCCAAUCUCUCCGGAUUGCAACGAUUUGAAUCUGCUUGAACUUCUGGUUGCCAUCAUUGAGCCAAAGAUCAAGACUCAGCCGGCAAAUGUCAGCGAGUUUCGUGCUGUGCUCUAUGAGAUUUGGCACAGCGAUGCUGAUAUGGUCAGCAAGAUGGAGCUCCUCUACGAAUCGAUGCCUUGGCGAGUAGCAACUGUCCUGCAAAAUGGCGGCGCUGAGACCGGAUUCUGCUAAAUCAGAUAAAUCCUAAUUAAAUUGUAAAACUAUUCUUAAUUUCAUAAUACAUUAAUUACUUAAAUAAAAUGAUA
Messenger RNA from Drosophila nasuta, 1067 nucleotides. RefSeq lists its product as uncharacterized. The record is from RefSeq and is a predicted model, not a curated record. Bases 223 to 993 code for a protein of 256 amino acids. The transcript has a single exon. NCBI's taxonomy places the organism in Eukaryota, Metazoa, Arthropoda, Insecta, Diptera, Drosophilidae.